GAGAGUCAGCGUCAGUUUCCAGAAAUGAAAGUUAAAGUUAGUGAGAGUAACAGCACAGCUGCAGUCACAGAUCUGUGCAUUUGUGAAGAAAAUCAGACUGAAUUCAUCUGCUCUUUCUAAACAACUGACUCAAAAACUGAGUGCAGACAUGUCCGCUGCCAGCAAUCUGCGAGCUGAAGAUCAGUUUCUGUGCUCCAUCUGUCUGGAGGUGUUCGCCAAUCCAGUCACCACACCAUGUGGCCACAACUUCUGCAAAAGAUGCAUCACUCAGCACUGGGAUGUUAAUAUGCCCAGCCAGUGUCCCAUGUGUAAGGAGACGUUCAACACGAGACCUCAGUUGAAGGUCAACACUUUGCUUUCUGGCGUGGUUUCUCAGUUCAAACGAGAAGCUCAGAAGAAAGUCAGCAGCAGCAGCAGCUCAGAGCAACAAGCUGCCAAACCACAACUUCCCUGCAACGUCUUCACUGGAGCCAGACCGAAGGCCCUGAAGUCCUGCCGUGAGACACGCCUGGAGCCUCGUCAACAUCUGAACAGAGAGUUGCAAAGAGAGUGUGAGCUAGCGAGAGAGUUAGAGGAAGAGCGACGGCAGGAUUUGUUGCUUGAGCUAGAACAAGAGAGUGAGCUAGCGAGAGAGAGACAGCAAGAUCUAUGGAGCGAGGUAGAAAGAGAGUGUGAGCUAGCGAGAGAGUUAGAGGAAGAGCGACGGCAGGAUUUGUUGCUUGAGCUAGAACGAGAGAGUGAGCUAGCGAGAGAGAGACAGCAAGAUCUAUGGAGCGAGGUAGAAAGAGAGUGUGAGCUAGCGAGAGAGAGACAGCAAGAUCUAUGGAGCGAGGUAGAAAGAGAGUGUGAGCUAGCGAGAGAGUUAGAGGAAGAGCGACGGCAGGAUUUGUUGCUUGAGCUAGAACGAGAGAGUGAGCUAGCGAGAGAGAGACAGCAAGAUCUAUGGAGCGAGCUAGAGAUGUAGAGAGACAGAGCAAAUAUAUAGAUAGAGUUGAUUUAGAUUUUCCAAAACCCUUUUAUAGAUAAAAAUAGGCAACUAAAGAUUUCAGAACAGAAGUAAUAAUCCAAACAAAAAAAAUAUUUCUUUUUCAAGUGAAUAUUAAACCAACACCAAUGUCUGCUUUUAUCGAACAUGUAAAGCCAAGGAUGAAAGUCUGUAGAGUAAAUAAUCUCACCAAAAGUCAGAACUGCUUCUCCUGGAGCCCAAACACAGACUGUGAUCUCCUGAAAUCCAGGAAAGAGUGGAACACAGUUUCCCCUUUACAACAUACUGGACAAUUUCAUCAUCGCUGGGAUUUAAAACAGAGAUAAAAGCAUUUACAACUACUGCACCAUGUAAAACCCUCCAUUGUAGAUUUCCAGCCUCUUUGGGUCUCCAUGUUUUUCAUCUGAAACCAUUCCCAGAUGGUCUCUCCAUGCACUCUAAGAAAUGAAAUGUUAUAUUUACCUGGUGUUGGCUUUCACUGUAGUAUAGUAUCACCUCCUGUUCCUGAUGCAUUGCACAGUGGUGUUUUGUGUAUGCCAUUUAAUUAAAAACUUUGUUGUUACACA
Oreochromis niloticus (Nile tilapia) is the source of this 1551-nucleotide messenger RNA. Its product is annotated as trichohyalin. Gene Ontology annotation, molecular function: metal ion binding. NCBI's taxonomy places the organism in Eukaryota, Metazoa, Chordata, Actinopteri, Cichliformes, Cichlidae. The transcript is spliced from 3 exons. Bases 149 to 964 code for a protein of 271 amino acids. The record is from RefSeq and is a predicted model, not a curated record.